AUGGAUUUGGACAACCUCUCACCGCUCUAUGAAUCCCUGGAUCUCUCGAAUCCUAUGCGUCGCGAUACAGCUAGCGUUGAAGCAUUUGGCUGGGCCUUGAUACGAUUUGUAGCCGACAAUCCUGGUGCCUGGGCCUUUCACUGCCAUAUCUCGUGGCAUGCAGAAGCCGGUCUUCUCAUGCAAGUCCUCACACGCACCGAUCUGCUGAUUGGUAGCGAGAUAUCAGAGGCGCAUCGAGAACUUUGCAGAGCUGAUGGUCUAGAAAAAGGUAUGGGUCCGAAGGAUGAGAUUUAUUAUGAUGAAGCGUGA
This is a messenger RNA of Aureobasidium vineae, 309 nucleotides long. Lineage: Eukaryota; Fungi; Ascomycota; Dothideomycetes; Dothideales; Saccotheciaceae. The record is from the annotation of a GenBank genome assembly.